GGAGGAAGGCUGAAUUCCGCGCUGGGAGAAAUCUCGGGGUGAAGCAGGCAGAGACCGAGGAUCGCCAUGCUCUUCGGUUGGGGGGACGGCUCCUACGGGCAGCUGGGCUCGGGCGAGGAAGGGGCUUCCCAGCCGGUUCCUCUCCGUCUCCCUCCGGCAGCGGUUGGCGGGCAAGAAGCGGUUGUCCUGGUGGCCUGCGGGGAGCGGCACACGCUGCUGCUGUUCGCCGACGGGAGCCUGGCUUCUUGCGGAGACAACGCCCAGGGACAGCUGGGGAGGAAGCUCCCCGCGGGACGGCAGCGAUGCUACCUGCCAGAACCAAUCCAAGCCUUGGAAGCCCAGACGAUUGUCUACAUAAGCUGUGGAAAGGAGCAUUCAUUGGCCAUCAGCAGCCAAGGCAAAGUAUUUUCAUGGGGAGCUGGUGGUUUUGGACAGCUUGGCACUGGAAAACUAAAGGACUCUUCGACUCCAAAGAAAAUAGAUGCUUUAUCUAAAUACAAUGUUAUACAAGUUGCUUGUGGACACUAUCACUCCAUAGUCCUUACCAAAGAUGGGCGAGUAUUUUCCUGGGGACAGAACAGCCAUGGUCAGCUGGGUCUUGGUAAAGAACUUCCAUCCCAGGCUACUCCGUGUAACAUUUCCUCUCUUGCUGGCAUCCCCUUGGCUCAGGUGGCUGCUGGUGGGGCACACACCUUUGUCUUGUCUCUUUCUGGAGUGGUCUAUGGCUGGGGAAAGAACAAUGCACAUCAGUUGGGUUUAGACCAGGAAACUUCAAAAGAACAGAUCUUCAAACCUUACUCAGUAGGUGCCCUGAGAAACCUUAACGUGACUUACAUUAGCUGUGGAGAUGAACAUACAGCUGUUCUCACCAAGAGUGGCAAUGUUUUCACCUUUGGAGAUGACAGUGCUGGACAACUAGGACACAACUCUUCAAAGAUUGGUCCUCAGAAAAUCGAUGAGAUUGAUGGUCCAGUUUCCCAUGUUUCCUGUGGAAGUUAUCACACUCUUUGUGUCUCUGCCUCUGGGCAGUUGUGGUCUUUUGGACGUGGUCUCCCUCAGCACACGGAAAGUUCGGCAUCGGAGAGCAGACAGGAAGAAAGACGGUGCAUUGACCUCAAUGCUCUUCUGGCCCCUAAUGGUACCUUUUUCUAAACACAAAUCCAGAAUGCAAAAUAGUCAUAAUAGAAGAACGCAAGGGAGCAACAUACAGCCACAAUUAAGCACAUUUAAGACACUCCAUGGCUUUGAAAACAGAUGGUUAAUUCUCUUUGAAAAGUGACACCUAAGAGUCUUUCU
Pseudonaja textilis is the source of this 1296-nucleotide messenger RNA. Lineage: Eukaryota; Metazoa; Chordata; Lepidosauria; Squamata; Elapidae. The record is from RefSeq and is a predicted model, not a curated record.